This is a messenger RNA of Cicer arietinum (chickpea), 1301 nucleotides long. RefSeq lists its product as uncharacterized. Lineage: Eukaryota; Viridiplantae; Streptophyta; Magnoliopsida; Fabales; Fabaceae. Gene Ontology annotation, biological process: mRNA catabolic process. Gene Ontology annotation, cellular component: CCR4-NOT complex. The record is from RefSeq and is a predicted model, not a curated record.
UAUAAGAAGAGACGAAAAGUGUAGACAUCAACUUACCCGCAUGUCGAACUUGCCCCAAUCUCUGUCUAUGAACGCUGCUGCUUUCGGUGUUGGUGGUGGUAUUCCUCCUUCUCCUUCUGCCACCUCUCAAUCCUCCGCUGCUAACAAAGAUCGCAAGAUGGCUUCUGCUGAGCAACUCGUUCUCGAACUCAGUAACCCUGAACUCCGUGAAAAUGCUCUUCUCGAACUCUCCAAGAAGAGAGAGCUGUUUCAAGAUCUUGCUCCAUUGUUGUGGAAUUCAUUUGGUACUAUUGCAGCACUUUUGCAGGAAAUAGUUUCAAUAUACCCAGUUCUGUCACCACCCAAUCUGACUCCAGCACAAUCAAAUAGAGUGUGCAAUGCUCUUGCUCUACUCCAGUGUGUAGCAUCUCACCCUGAUACAAGGAUGCUGUUCCUCAAUGCUCACAUUCCAUUGUAUCUGUAUCCCUUCCUCAACACAACAAGCAAGUCAAGGCCUUUUGAGUACUUGAGGCUUACUAGUCUUGGUGUCAUCGGUGCAUUGGUUAAGGUUGAUGAUACAGAGGUUAUCAGUUUUCUGCUUUCGACCGAAAUCAUUCCCUUGUGCUUGCGCACUAUGGAAAUGGGAAGUGAACUUUCGAAAACAGUUGCAACAUUUAUUGUUCAAAAGAUUCUGUUGGACGAUGUGGGCUUGGAUUAUAUUUGUACUACAGCUGAGCGUUUCUUCGCAGUAGGUCGAGUUCUGGGAAACAUGGUGGCAGCUCUUGCUGAGCAACCAUCAUCUCGUCUGUUGAAGCAUAUCAUUCGCUGCUACCUUCGCCUUUCAGAUAAUCCAAGGGCUUGUGAUGCACUCAGAAGCUGUCUUCCAGACAUGUUAAGAGAUGCUACUUUCAGCAGCUGCCUUCAUGAGGACCCCACAACUAGGAAGUGGCUUCAACAAUUGCUUCACAACGUUGGAGUGAAUCGGGUUCCCGCACUACAAGGUGGAGGAGGUUUUGAUCAUCUUAUGGUGAAUUGAGUAUAAACUGUUAUAGUUCUUUGUUUCAUUGCUGGACUUGGUAUCAUCUCUCUGUUAUAUCUGGUUUAGAGAGGGUUUGGGUGUACUUAUUGGUAUACUAAUAAUAAAACUAUAUAUAUAUUAGAGGACAUGGUGGUGUUUGGCAGGUAACAGUUAUGUAGCCAAUUAGGUGGUGGUUCUUUUCACCCCGUGGCGUGAACACUCCACUUCUUUUAAGGAGUGUGUAGUGCACAUUUAUAUAUCAAAUAAUUCAAGUUUAAGACAUCAUUGACAAGUGCCUUUUUUA